Molecule: messenger RNA, 2035 nt
Organism: Argentina anserina (silverweed cinquefoil)
Lineage: Eukaryota; Viridiplantae; Streptophyta; Magnoliopsida; Rosales; Rosaceae
Product: transcription initiation factor IIF subunit alpha
Exons: 9
Coding region: 194-1846 (550 amino acids)
Biological process (GO): positive regulation of transcription elongation by RNA polymerase II; transcription initiation at RNA polymerase II promoter
Cellular component (GO): nucleus; transcription factor TFIIF complex
Molecular function (GO): TFIIF-class transcription factor complex binding; RNA polymerase II general transcription initiation factor activity; DNA binding
Source: RefSeq, a predicted model, not a curated record
AUCACAGCCUCCUUCGCCGGAAAAAUCCAUCUUCAAUCGAAACAAAAAAAGAAACCUCUAACGAAACUCUUAACGCCAUCCGAAUUCCGUCAUUCCAUCUCAAUCUCUACAUGAAUUCUCCAAAUUCCCUAUAGCUCCCCGCUUCAUAAAACCCUAGCUCUUUCGCCUCUCGCCUAAAUCCUCAAUUUCCAAUAUGUCGUCGGACUUGCUGCUGAAGCCGUCGUGCGGCGGCUGCGGAUCCACCUCCGAUUUGUAUGGGAGCAACUGUAAGCACAUGACCCUGUGCAGCGCUUGCGGCAAAACCAUGGCCGAGAACAAAGCCAAAUGCUACGACUGCGGCGCCGUCGUCACUCGCUUGAUUCGAGAGUAUAAUGUUAGGGCAAGCACUGCCAGUGAGAAGAACUACUUCAUUGGUAGGUUUGUGACAGGGCUGCCCAAUUUUUCGAAGAAGAAGAGUGCUGAAAACAAAUGGACUCUUAGGAAGGAUCUUUCGGAUCCGAGAAGGAGUAAGGAUAAGGAUGGUCAGGACCAGAAGAAAUAUAAGGAUGUUCGGCCGCCUACUGAUGCCUCUCGGGAGAGGCAUAAAAACAAACCAUGGGUCUUGGAGGAUGAUUCAGGCCAGUCUCAGUACAAUGGUCAACUUGAAGGUGCGCAGUCAGCAAUCUACUACCUAUUAAUGUUGCAAGGGAAGGAGUUUUCUGCUAUCCCCGCUGGUUCUUGGUUCAACUUUAACAAGGUUGCACAAUAUAAACAACUUACUCUAGAAGAAGCAGAGGAGAAGAUGAACAAUAGGAAAAAGACUCAAGAUGGAUAUGAAAGAUGGAUGAUGAAAUCUGGAACUAAUGGACCGGGUCCACUUGGUGAGAAGGAACCCGGUGUGGCUAGUGUAAAGGGACGGAAUAAAAUGACUGGUGAUGAUGAUGAGGGAAAUUUCUCUGAUAAAGGGGAGGAGGAUGAGGAAGAAGAGACAGCAAGGAAAAAUAGGCUUGGUCUCAACAAAAAAGGCGGUGAUGAUGAGGAAGAUGAAGGUGGAAAUGAUGAUGAUGACCUAGAUGAUGAUAGCAGUGAGAAGGGUGAUGAUUGGGAGCACGAAGAGAUAUUCACUGAUGAUGACGAAGCUGUUGGUAUCAAUCCUGAGGAGAGAGAAGAAUUCGAACCUGAAGUACCAGCUCCUCCAGAAAUUAAGCAGGAUGACGAUGAUGAUGACGCUAAUGAAGAGGAGGGUGGGCUGAGCAAAUCAGGAAAAGAGUUGAAAAAGCUACUUGGGCGAAGUGCUGGCCUGAAUGAGUCAGAUGCUGAUGAUGACGACGAUGACGACGAUGAUAUGGAUGAUGAUAUUGCCUUGCCCCCAGUGGUGGCUCCAAAGCAGAAGGAUGCACCCAAACCGGAACCAGUUGACAACAGUCCUGUUAAACCAGGGACUUCUGGAUCUGCUGCUAAAGCAAACCCAUCUGCUUCCAAGUCGGCCAAGGGAAAGAGAAAGUCGAAUGGUGAUGAUGCUAAAGCAUCCAACAGUGCACCUGCCAAGAAGGUGAAGACUGAAAAUGAGCAAAAAUCAGUCAAAGAGGAGCCUGCCUCUGAAAGUAGUGUGCCUGCAAAAGGUACUACUGCAUCCUCGAAAACAAGUUCGACACCAUCUGGUGGUCCUACAGGUCCCGUAACUGAGGAAGAAAUUAGGGCAGUUUUGAUGCAAAAGUCGCCCAUCACCACACGCGAUCUUGUUAAUAACUUUCCUGGACGACUCAAAACAAAAGAGGAGAAGGAUGCUUUUGCAGCAAUCCUGAGGAAAAUGUCUAGGAUACAGAAGAACAACGGAAUCAGCUAUGUUGUUUUGAGGGAGAAGUAAUUGAAACCUGUUGAUAGUGAAAGUAGCAUAAUAUUUUAAAAGAUAACUAGAAUUGACCUCUAUAAACUUGUAAUCCUGAUAGGUGUAUUGUAAUGGUUAAUUUCCCCCUGGACAAUGAUCUGGUCCUGGUUCGACACUGAAUUUGCUAUAUCACCAAAGGAGACUCUACUGUCGUAGAUUUGUGUUUUC